Molecule: messenger RNA, 1806 nt
Organism: Penaeus indicus
Lineage: Eukaryota; Metazoa; Arthropoda; Malacostraca; Decapoda; Penaeidae
Product: formin-like protein
Exons: 11
Biological process (GO): regulation of cell shape; cortical actin cytoskeleton organization; cell migration
Cellular component (GO): cytosol
Molecular function (GO): actin filament binding
Source: RefSeq, a predicted model, not a curated record
AUGGAUACCUUCAUAUUCCCGUUCAACAAUGUUAGUGAUCUUGAACUGUGUAAUACUCUCCAUUAUACAACAUCCUUGGAUAACUUGGAAAAAGUAAAUUACUAUAAUUUCCCACCCAGUACCUCUGAUGUCACAAAUCAAACUGACCCAGACACAUUUCUCAGGUCUAAUUUAGGCCUCGAUAAUCCAGACUGCAAAUACUAUUUCAUUGAUUCUCAGCUUAGCAAUGUCCUCCAGCUGUCUAAAAAUGUGAUAUCUGUUAUGAGUCUAAACAUUAACAGCAUCCCUCUCCAUCUCGAUAUAUUCAUAGACCAAUGCUUACAUCCACUGAACUUCAACUUUGAUAUCUUGUCCUUCUGCGAAACAAAAUUAACUACAGAUAUACAACAUCUCUUUAAUGUACCUAAUUACAAUGCCUAUACCAACAAUUUAUCCCGCCAAAGUGGGGGUGUGGCCUUGUAUAAACGCAAAAUGGUCGGUGAGUCUACAUCUACACAAGUUUUAACGGAUCUAGAGAACUCCCUUAGAACAAACCACAUCGAGGAAGUUUACUUUAAAACAGCUUGUUAUGGAUUCAAUUUAGUUUUCGAAUAUCGAGAAGCCAUCGGUUAUAUUGCUCUUAGUCUUAAUCAUAGGAGUUUAAGGUUAGGCAAAGGCACACUAGUAAUCUUAGAGCUCUUAGCGGCCAUCUGUUUAGUGAAGGGAGGACAUGAAAUCAUUCUCAUUGCCUUCAGUAACUUCAAGGAUGUCUGCUCGGAGACACAACGUUUCCAGACACUCAUGAAUGACUUCUCAAACUAUGACUGUUUUUACAUUGAAUUCAUGGUGGCUUGUAUGCAGUUCAUCAACAUUGUGGAAAAACUAAGACACCAUGAGAGCAAAGAAUUACAGAUUCAGAUUUCUGCAUACCUCGAUAAUGUUUUCGACGUAGCUGCGCUCAUGGAAGACAGUGAAACGAAGAUAGCAGCACGGGAAAGGGUGGCAGAGCUGGAAGAUGAACUCUCACACGAGGAAGUGUCAACUCUACGAAGGGAAGUGAACCAGAAGAGCGGAGUCACGGCAAAGACAGUCGUUAUUGGAGAAGCAGAUUGUAGAACUCGAAACACUUGCUCGCUCAAAAUCUCAAAAAAAAAACAUGGCGAUAUCUUCGAUGGGGCAGGACCAGCUCUUCCCCCCCCACCUCUACUACCUCCCCCUAGGGUUGGGAUGGCCCCUGCUCCACCACCACCACCACUUCCAGGUACCGGUGGUUGCCCACCUGCACCUCCCAAGUUGCCGUUUGGUAUCAUGGGUGGCCCCAGACCCCCUCCACCCAUACCUCCAUCCAUGGCAUCUGCUGUCAUGUCUCCUCCUGACUCCAUGACCAUCAAGAAGGUCAACACCAAAUACAAUCUUCCGACGCUCAACUGGGUGGCAUUAAAGCCUAACCAGGUGAGAGGGACAAUCUUCAACGAACUAGACGACGAGAAGCUCUUUAACUGAAUAGACUUCUCUGACUUUGAAGAGCACUUUAAGAUUGGACAAGGAGGCCCGAGAUUGGCCAAUGGGGACGUUUCAGAGGUGGACGCACUCCAUGGAUUUGGGAGCAAGAGAUUCAAGAAGCCUGAAUUAACCUCCUUGAUGGAAGGCACACGGUUGCGAAAUAUUGCCAUCUCCAGGCGAAAACUGGAUCUGCCAUUUGACAUAGUUAGCAGAGCCAUCAAUUCGUUAGACUUAAAGACGCUGAGUGUAGAGAGUGUGAUGGCUCCUGAAGUGCUCAGCCAUACAGAUUAUAAGAGUGCUGGAUAUAACACAGAGAUGGCAUAG